AUGUUGUGUUGGGACCUUGCGAUGAAUCCGCUCUACCGAGUGCCCUUGGUGCUCUUCUUUUACUCUGCUUUUGGCCUUGGCCUUCUGAUCCGAAAGAUUUUGACCUUUGCCUCGCCCUCCGCGCCAGUGAGUUGGCGUAUGUGGCACAACGCCGCUCAGUGCGCCUUCUUCUUCGGCCGGUGCAUCAUUUGCCAGCCGCUGCUGGUCUUGGCAUCGAGCCCCUCGAGCUCUGAGCUCCAGGCGCUCCAGGUGGAAGCCUUCAGCUCUGUGAUUGGUUUGGGAAUGACCAACCUCUCCAUGGUCUUUAUGCAGCAGAUGCAGACCGUCGACACGUUGCUUUUUUGCUUCAUCAACGGGGUGGUCUUCAUUCUCUGGAUCAUUUUUGUUCUGCAGAUGCCUCUCACCGACGCUUUGCACACCGCCUAUGUGGGCAGCAUCGUCAUUACUUUGGUUUGCGUCCGCCAGCAGAGAGACUUGGAAGAGUUGGAGCGAAAAAGCUUUGACCACCAGCUGCUCAAUACCAGAGGCUUGCUCCUGCGUGGUGCGGAGCAGGUCCGGCGACAGUCCACAGAGGUGGAGUUCGGCUUCCAGAUGACAUUGCUGGAGCGCGCACGCUGCGUGGAAGACCUCAACUUCUGA
Messenger RNA from Durusdinium trenchii, 639 nucleotides. Lineage: Eukaryota; Dinophyceae; Suessiales; Symbiodiniaceae. The record is from the annotation of a GenBank genome assembly.